AUGGCUAGUACGGCACGAAUCUUUCUCACAGGCGCCUCAGGCUACAUUGGCGGGGAUGUCCUACAAGCCCUCCGAUCGGCACACCCAGAAUACAACCUCACUGUCCUGCUAAGGGACGAUGCAAAAGUGGCGGUCAUAUCCAAGUCCUAUCCUGAUGUCCGGGUUGUCCUGGGAGACCUCGACUCCACAUCCCUAAUUGAAGAAGAGGCUCGUCAGGCGGAUAUUAUUGUCCAUGCUGCCAGUUCGAGUCAUAUCAAGAGUGUCGAAGCAAUUGCCCGUGGGCUAGCCAGACGCGAUGGAUCCAGUCCUGGCUAUUGGAUCCAGGUCUCCGGCGCAAGCGCCCUUUCGAUCUCCGACAUUGUCAACAGCACCUACGGACAAGGAACUGACAAGGUCUUUAGUGAUGUCGACGGCGCCAACGAAGUUCGCGAUAUUAUCCACCAGAACGCGGCCAAACGGGCCAUCGACAACUUUCUACUCAACUUGGCCGGUCCCAAGACAGCUCUUGUCCUCCCUCCGAUUAUCUACGGUCAGGGGAGAGGUGUAAUCAAACAACGCAGUGUACAAAUUCCUGAGUUGGCCAGAGUCGCUAUCCAGACCCGGACGGCGGUGCAAGUGGGCAAGGGAGAGAACACCUGGAGCAACGUCCAUAUUUCAGACAUCACCGAUAUUUUUGUGAAGUUGAUUGAGAAGGCUGUACAGGCUGAGGACGGAAAUCUGUGGAACAAGAACGGGAUUUAUUUUGCUGGCAACGCCAUGGUGAGCUUUAAGAGAAUUUCACAACUAGUGGCCGAGGCGGUGCACAACCUUGGCCUGGCAGACUCGACGUCUGUAAAAGAGCUCGACCACGACGAAGCAGACAGGCUGUCGGCCCACGCCGGGAUUCUCUGGGGCACAAACGCUCAGCAAAACUCACAGCGGGCUCGGCAGGUUUUAGGGUGGAGUCCAAAAGGAAAGUCUUUAGAGGAGGAGAUUCCCGAUACUGUGCGUGUUGAGGCGAGUCGCCUUGGAAUGCUUUAG
Molecule: messenger RNA, 1020 nt
Organism: Aspergillus tanneri
Lineage: Eukaryota; Fungi; Ascomycota; Eurotiomycetes; Eurotiales; Aspergillaceae
Exons: 5
Coding region: 1-1020 (339 amino acids)
Source: RefSeq, a predicted model, not a curated record